Messenger RNA from Pararge aegeria (speckled wood butterfly), 1701 nucleotides. RefSeq lists its product as uncharacterized. The coding region runs from base 44 to 1648 and encodes 534 amino acids. NCBI's taxonomy places the organism in Eukaryota, Metazoa, Arthropoda, Insecta, Lepidoptera, Nymphalidae. The transcript has a single exon. The record is from RefSeq and is a predicted model, not a curated record.
CGCGCUCAACGCGAACGAAAGAAAGUGAAACUCAAAAACGAAAAUGACAGUGAUUCUACUAACCGCAUGUUUACUUCACCUAACUGCAGUAAAUAGCUACGGAAACGGAUAUGAAAAAUUUAAAACUUACCAGUUAGAUGUUCCCGGUAAAGAACCAAUUACAAUAAUCGAAAACACUCCCAAAAAAGAUAAUGUGCGACAGUGGGAAGUCACUGAAACUACCUCAGAUAAUGAUUCCGAUAUGAAAAACCUUAUGACCGAUAUAAUUCAUGAUGUGAAAGAAAACAGACCGCGGUGCUAUGGGCCUUCUUGUCAAGAAGGAUUCAUCGAAAACGAAGGUCCACAAGAAGAUUUUGAAGACUAUGCAAUAGAAAAUAUGGACAAAUUGAAAAGUUUUAAAGACUUUUCGAAUGAACGUCUUCAAGCUAUCGCGGCUUUGGCAGCGAAAUUAAAAAGGAAUAAAAUAAAAUCAGACCGAUUCUCUGCAACAUCAAAUCAAGAAGACGAAAAUGAUGACAAAGUAUAUACUUCUUGGAAUCGUCUUAAAGUAAAGCAACAUAAACAUCCUUUUGACGAUAAAGAUGGUUGGGUGACAUUAGAACCGGUGGCUUGGUCUACGAGCAAAAUAUCAAAAUGGAAGCCGAAUGUUAAAAAGCAAAAACCUACCUAUUGGAAUAAUGAUGAUGAUGAUACAAAAUAUUCUAAUGAUGACCGGUUCACUUCAUACCAAGAGACGGAUAACGGGUACAUGUAUCCUCAAAACAGACCAACUCUGUCACGCCCUGGGUUUAUAAAUAAUAAACUUCAUAUUCCUCAAGAAUACGAACCAGAAUUGCCUUCAAAACCGACAUGGACUAAAAACAAACCUCAACCCCAGCAACAAUCGGUGCACAGUUAUCAAUCAUCGUGGUCAUCUGAUGACAGCCGACGUCCAUACAAACCAGUGACAAAUUGUGAUAAAGAUGAUCCAUAUACAAAUGAUGAUGCAGUUUAUUAUGGAAUGUCUGAUUCUGUUGUGACUGAUCCCCGCCCAUCUAACUUCCCAUAUGAAUAUGAAGCGCUGCAUCAGUCGUCGAUGCAAAAGCGACCAGCAAGAAGACCAACACAGGUCGUUUACUCCGACAUAGACGAUGAUCGUUCAUCGAGACCUCCGCAUGGUGAUGGUCACUGGGUUUUACUUUCGACUACAAAAGGAUAUAGGAACAAGAAACGCCAGAGAUCACUUGAACCUCCUGCAGAAAAUAUAGCAGUACCGUCUAUAACAUCUCAUCAGUCAGUUUCUCUAACUGUUCUACCAACUGAUGAUCACUCUCGUACAAACAUGACAACAUCACAUGGUGGUUUAUUGGAAGUUGAGAAAAGUUUUCAGACUGUUGAAGAAUCUAAACGUGACAUGGAUAUGAAGAAUGACUUAGAAGUAGCAGCAAGCCAGCAUAGGCCUAUGAGGAAUAAAUUGAUACGUAAAAAACUUGUGGGUAACAAAAAUUCACCUGAUAGUUCGACAGUGAUGGCGGCUGUUGGAGCAGGAAUGGUUCCUGCUACGAUGGCUAUGGUAGUGCCAAUGAUGUUAGGUAGACGUCGACGAAGGGAUCUUUAUAACGAACCUCAGAUCUUGUAUUUAAAUGAAUAUCUCCAAAGAAAUAAUUAAUCCCUCCUCUUAGAAUAGGUACGUAUUUAUUAAAUAUAGUUAUAAAUGUGAAA